This is a messenger RNA of Penicillium cosmopolitanum, 348 nucleotides long. RefSeq lists its product as uncharacterized. The transcript is spliced from 3 exons. Lineage: Eukaryota; Fungi; Ascomycota; Eurotiomycetes; Eurotiales; Aspergillaceae. The coding region runs from base 1 to 348 and encodes 115 amino acids. The record is from RefSeq and is a predicted model, not a curated record. Gene Ontology annotation, molecular function: protein binding.
AUGAAAGAAAAUAGGCGCCCCUUACUUAUGCUGCUUUUCAAGGAGAUCUACACAUACCGGAAUGAGUCGCCUCUCUGUGCUGCCUCAGAGAUAGGAUACUUUGAAGUUACGAAACUCCUGCUGAGACACAAACCCCGGCCUAACAUCAACUUCAAAACCUAUAAGGGACGUACUGGACUUUCUCUGGCGGCUUCCUGUAGACGUGAGCAGGUCGUCAUGCAACUCUACAAGGACCCUCAGGCACGAAAUGGCAGUAAUUUGAAAAGGGCCAUUAAAGCAGCUUCUAGCUCUAAAAUUACGCAUCAUCUGCAGGCUUACUUAGUUGAGCAAGGUAGCUUUUGCGCUUAA